CACCCUCCGACUCGAUUCGGUCGUUGUUUGCUGCCUCCAUAUCGCUCUUGGCCGCGUGGCGAAGACGAUCGUGUAUCCCUUAUUUCGUUUUAUUCAACGACUCGUGAAUUUUUCUCCAUUUUCAUGAAAAUCUUGGCGAAAACCGGGGGCAUUACUCAAGCAAUACAAUCAAGAAAGUAUCUGUUUUCGAAUCGACGGAUCGAUCGUACAGUAAAAUAUAUAUCACGUAUACAUGAGAGAGGCAGAAAAGGAGGAAGAAGUCUGAGACUGAAUAAAGAAGCAGUGUGCCAUUCUGUUCCCAUGAACCUGUCGUUCGAGCAGUGAGGGGAAGUUCUGGUGGUGGUGGUGGUGGUGGUUGCGGUAAAACGUGUCCACGAACCUUCCUCUCCUUCUUCGCUCCCUCCACGAGCCGGUACAACAAGACGUUGACGACCAGGGUGAAUAAAAGAGCCGUCUAUAUACCGCCCUAAGUUCAUUCUCGUUCAACAUCUGGCAAUUUUCGAUUUUUCUAAAUCUAGUUGCUUUCCUACUUUUCUCUGGCUGCCCGUGGAAAGGUGGAACGUGCGGAGAUAUGCGCGUGCUAUCGAUUACACGGGCCGAUCGCGCGGAUAUGUGAUACCGGAAGUAGGUACGGCAGGCUUGACCUGCGUGCAGGUGCUCCACGGUGCGUACCACGUAUGCGUACAUACAUAGGGGUGAGCAACGACAGAGAAGAGAAGGGUGAGCGAGAAGAGGCCGCGUGUCAGGGCCAGUCGUGAAGAUGCACGCCACCGACGCCGUCGCCGCGACGGCGUCCCUGCCGUCAUCCACGUCCUGCGUGACUGCCUCGAGGAAGCCUGGCUAUGCGGUCAAUCUCAUCCUCGUCCUGUUCGUCUCCUGCUGGAUCGUGCAGGAUCGAAUGGUCUUCGGCAUGUCCGAACCACCCGAACUUACCACGAUCGAGGAUUUAACCGGCAGAGGGACGAAAAAAUUCGGCGACCAUUGCAUGGAGGAUCUCGACUGUGGUUUUGCCGGCUCUUACUGCGAACCAAAGAAGAACAAAUGCACGUGCAGGGAAGAAUUCGAAGCAACGAAUCAUAUCGACAAAUGUGGACACCCGGUGAACGUGAACGAGUCGUGCUUCUUCCACGAGCAAUGCGAAGCGAGGGUGAUACAAACGGAGUGCAGAGACGGACGUUGCAUUUGCAUCUUCGAGAAGAUCCCGGUUACCCAAUCUGAUGGCUCGAUUGUAUGCGUCGCCGAGCACAUCGAGGAACCCAAUCUCCAAUAUAUCGAUCCGACGAUGAUCGGUGUUCUCGUUGGUAUGGCCCUCAUGUUCAUCAUCAUCUGCGUCGUCCUUAGGCUUUUCAGCAAGGCUCGCUGGCGUGAGAACCGUACCAUCUUCAAUACACCGAACGCCCGUCUGAUGAACGUGUCGUUACUGAGAGAGAACAAGCUCCUGCACGCGCAGGAAAGACGCGGUUCAAGGGCGAGCGUACGGGCACCCUCGAGGCAACCCUCGCUGGCCUCCUUACACGCCCACUCGCCGAACGCCUCGCAAGGUGCGAAACACUCUCAGCACUCACAGCACAGAGUGAGCCGUUCACGAACAGGAUCACGACGUGGAAGUCGCAGCAGCAGUGGAAACGCGUCGGCCGUCUCGACAAAAUCGAAUAAGUCCCCACCGAAUCAACCGAGCAACAUGACGGAAACCGUAUUGGAAAACGUCACCGUAGAAAUUCUCGAUGCCAAGACGUAGAUCCGCUGGAGAACGGCAGCACAGCCCUCACGAUCAUCGUUGCCACGCCAUUUUCCUUCCAACGACGAUCGCGAGGUCGCCCGCAAGGAAAAGAUCGUCUUCGAAGCGACUUAAGCAAUCUCUUUUUCAGAACGUACAAAACUGUUAUCCUAUUCACAUUUCUAAAAUCUAUUUUCUAUUUCCUCUUUUUUAUUCGACACGAAUAAGAUUCGCUCGUUUGCGUCUUACGUCUGCUGCUUUGGUACAAAAUUGUAAAAUUGUUUAUUAACGUGCGUUUGCAUACUAGACAUUCGUUGUUAUUAUCGAUCAUGAAACAAAGUUCAAAGGUAAUAUCAAAGUUAUAUAUAAUUUGAGAAAUUCAGAGAAUGUGGGAAACGAUAUUGUGAUUUUUACUAAUUGCGAGAUAAUCAUUGUUUAAUUUCGGUUUGAGAAUGAUCGAGUUUGUAUUUGCGAUUUUGAUAAAGCUAGACAAACGUAACUUAUGGUAUCGUUAAGAAGGGUUCAACGUUCGAAACAUUUUGCAUAAAGAAACGCGGAUAAUCGCGUCGAAUUUGCCGUAGAAUCUUAUCAAGGAUCUUAUCGAGUCACGUUUGAAGUACCGCGAGCAAAUUCUCGCAAAUAAAUUCUCAUAGGUCGUUUAGAUUUUGUUGCAUUUAAGAAAGAAGGCAGGAAAUUUAGGGAAGAAACAUAAUUCUUUUCUACGAGUAAAGAGGGAAGCUUAGCCUCGCGAUUCGUGAUUCUAUUCGUGAGACGAAGCUUCCUCGUUUUCGGUCUAUUCGUUUGCUAUUGGUUCGCGUUACAGACGGGUCAACAAAAUCUGAAGGCGGAACAUAGCAAAGACGAUGGAAAUCUCGUGUUUCCACGUCACUCGUCCAGGAAAUACGGAGCUUUACGUCGAUUUGCGAUGUUUUUCGAUGUUUGGACCAAACGAAAACGUACGUUUCGCCAUUAAUAUGGUCACUUAUGCUAAAAAGAUUCAUCGCUUUCAAGCUAAACACUCUCUAGCCGAUAGAAACGAAUUCGUAUUUUAUAAACGACACUGUCGAAUCUAGUAACACUCGACGCGUUGGUCGAUCUUUCUAACAAAGUUGUAAACGCCAACUAUCGUUUUAGACGAACGCUAAAAAAAAGGCGAUCCAUCGACGAUCGCAAAACAACAAUCAGCCAAAGUCGAUACAGAUCGGCUCGUCCGUGAGAGAUAAUCUUCGUAUCCAUCGCGUUCUGUCUUUUAUCUCUACUAUCCUAUUGUAUUGUGUAUUUUUAAUAUUACACCAGCAUACAAAGUACUCGAUUUUUUCAACGUGAAAUAUGACCUUAUGGCAUAUGCACACUCACAUACACACACACACAUUAACUUUACGUUUUACGAUCCACAGCGGAUAGUUCCUCGAGUAAUCGAAAUCUUAACUAGAGCUAAAAGAUGGAACUCCGGUGUCGUAGUAGCUGCGCUUUAUCGUAUGUAGGUAUUUCAAAUCGUCAGCUGGUCUGAUACAAAAUCGAUACGUGUUAUUAUUGUACGAAGGAAUCGAGAAGGUGUCUGCUGCGGGAAACGCGAGAUUAUUAUCGAUGACAAGAGGAUCGCCUGUGGAAGACUUCCUGGCAGAUCCUUUCUGUGAAUUACGUAUUCCCAACACAAGAUAUCGACUGACGAAGUACCGAUCGUUUAUACCAGAAGAAAGAUAGCAAUCUUUUCUGGUUUUUCUUUUCGAGAAGCCAACACGAAUGGGACCAGACGAAAAGUGUUUGAACCGACAUCGUGGGGGUAACGCUACGCAUACUUUCUUAUAUACAUAGCGUAGCGAACCAAUUAAGCCGCGUGAUAUUUAAGCACACCAUCGAGCAGAAAUCUAUCUGUUUCUUGAUAAACAUGUUUAAAGUAAGGAUUAACAAGAAAUCGUGCGCGAUCAUGUUCGUUACGCGUAACAGGAAACGAAGAUAACGGUACUUACAUGUACGUAUUAUAUACAUGGGGGUUACACGUAAGCUCGGCACGGUCGUUUCUCAUCGCCGUGAGAUUCGUAGGCGUUACACCCGUUCACCCACGAUCGAUUGUUCGUCCGACUUAUCCUUAUCCCUUAUCGCUUCUUAUCGAGCGCUCCAUAAGAUUUACUUUCACAUGCUUCUGAACUUUGAGAACGUGUCUUACUCGAUCCACUCUAUAGCCGCCUGCCUCGUGAGACAAGCUCUAUUCGUUGCUCGAGAAAGAACAUUCGUCAAAAAUGAUAGUAAAAGAACGGUUCACGUGUUAAAAAAUUUGAAAGGAUUAAUUUUUUCGCGUCAACUGUUAGUAAGUUUACUAUAAGAACAAAGAGAUUGAAAAAGAAUAGAAUGGACGAAAGCACCUCGAGAGGCUUCACCUUAGAUAGAACACGACCAAACACAAAUUGUAUGCGUUUAUACGAUUGUAUUAGUUUAUUAUUAAUUGCACCAAACCUCAUUAUCGAAAGCUAGCAUCGAUUCACGAUGAUACUUUAUACACGUACAGACACGUUAUAUCGAUAUAUCUACACACAUACACACAUUGAAAUCAUCUUUUUUUCUUCCCGAGUAAGUAAUGAGAAUCAUCGAUAGUCCGGUACGAUUGUAUCUCAACAAUUUAGUGCCUGCGCUCUCGCGUACAUAGUACAUAUUUACAUAUUAAAAACAGAUGAGAGUAAUUAAAUAAAUGAAUAAAUAUAUAUAAAUCUAUAUAUAUAUACCAAUAUAAAAGAAGAAGAAAAUUAUAUAUACAUAUAUAAUACUAGGCUUGGCACUAUUUGCACUAUUUGUAGAUUAAUUUUUUGAACGCCUAGCGACUGUAUCCACUCUGUGAUCUAUGUGCAACGUAUAGCUAACAUUCUUCUUGCUAUCGUCAUUGUUAUAUUAUUGUUAAUUAUUAUGAUUAUCAUUAUUCUUAACAUUUACAGAAGAUAAUUCAUAGAUAUUAUAUAAUAUCGUGUAAGCUCGACUCGCUUAGUUAUUAUCGACCCCGCACCUAAAAUGUACUCUUGUCUUCUGCACACAUAACGAUCAAUUUGUAUAGCACCCUCGUCGUAAAGUAUCAACUAAAUUUAGGGAUGUCUUUUUAACGAUUAACGCUAUCUUAAAUCGAUCAUUUAACGAUCAUCGAUAAUGGUAACCGAGAUUGCGCGAUUUAAGCGAUAAUUGAAUUAACGAGCGUAUGUGAUAUUCGUGGAGGAUUUAGAAUGGAAUGUAAAAGUUUAAAAACAAAAUUAAAAAAAAAAUGAUAAAAAUAUGAGAAAAAAAUAUGAGAAAAAAUACGUAAAAAAAGCAGACAAAAUAAGAAAGAAUGCAGCUGCGUUUUGUGAACAAGAGAGACGAGCAAACGUUUAUUAGAUAAGGAUUUAAGAGGAUAACGAGGAGGGAUCGAUCUGAUCCGCAAACGAAAUUCGGGGAAGGUUUCAGUUUUCGGAUAGAACGUACCCUCCAGUGUUCCAUAUCUAAUUAAGUAACCGAGACUCGAUAUAUCGCGACGAAAUGUCCAUUGAAACAAUCUUUGAUUUACAAUACAGCUCUGUGGAAAGUAAUCGUUCGCUUGUAAGGAUAUCUCUAGUAUAAUAAUUAACGCGAUUUAGAGCAGUAUCGAUUAAGAUGCUUUUCUCGAGUCGUUAGUUUCCCUCCGCUUUUAUGAUAACGAAAACAAAACAAAGGAAAAUUAACGAAGAGACAAGCAGUGUGCCUCGUCUUUGUCACACAAAGACACUCGCUCACUUUUAUAAAAUCUCUUGUAUCAUAAAAUGAUGAAAUAUUCCGCUCUUCAUCGCGCCCUCCGAUCCAGAGAAACGUUUCCUACAUAGGAAGAGUAAACAAUUUUACUCUGUUUCUCGUAUAAUCGUCGAUAACGAUCCAAGAUAUGGAAACUUACGACUAAUUAACGUCUUAUCCCCUUCUUUUGUCGUUAAAUUCUCUUCUUCCUUCGUAUUCUCCUUCCGAAUACCUAACGAUCAAUCAAAUCGUUGAUUCGUCUCAAUUCAUUUAUCACAGUCGAUCGUUUCGAUCUAUUCCAACAAGAAAUCUUCGUUCCUUUGAGAAACAUACCUUUCGAUGUUAUAUAGAUUCGUGAAACGACUAUAUAAGGAACUUCGAAUCAGGGACAUCAAACUUAAGGAUACAGAGGAAGAGAAACAGGAAUCGUUCGGUAAAUUGUCCAGUACCAUCGAUCAUGGGACAGCAAGUCCGUACUUCUUGUAAAGAAGAUCGCUUAAGAAUCCUCUUGUGAUCCUGAAUCGAUUUUUAAUAAUAGGAUCGUCCGAGAGAUCAAGGCAAGCUGUUGUUCCCUGAACUGUCACAGUUUAUAGAUACAUGAAGAACGAUACUGUAAUUCAAAUAUGGGGAAGUGUUUGGAUUACUUCUCGUUCUCGUGAGACUAUGUUAUUCCGAAAAAAUCGGUUUUUCAUGCCCAAGCGAACUCUCUGUGACGAUACCAACUACAUAAGUACUUGUAUAUGUACUCAUUACUAUUCAAGUAAAUCACCUUAUAAAGUUCAACCAGUGACCACUUUUGAUAUCUUUGUGGAUAACUCGAUCGACGACGCUAUUUUCUUCCGCGUUCGUCACGUUCAAUAGAAACUAACGAAACACUUUGAUAAACCGGAAGACGCAACAAGAAACACAAGAAACCGACAAUUCUUACUGACAACGAUGGAACAUCCCUAAAUCAAAAAAUUAGACAAUACCUUUGUCGAUACUGAAUCCGAAUCAAAUUGAUCAGAGAUGAAAAGGUCGAAAUGAAAGAUCGUCUGUCCGCGAGGAACUAUCUUCGUCAGUGCUUUGUCGAAAUACAAUAUACAUGCAUAUGUAAUAAAUAUAUAAAACGUCCUUAGGAAACGAUCUUUCAGCCGAGACUUUCGUGAUUUUGUAAAAAUUUCUUGUUACACAGCCUUGCCUGCGUAACCCUUUCGUAUCCAAUACAAUUUAUCUGAUUGUAUUAUAAACGACCGUUCAAUGAAUAUCGUUAAGGUCCAGUAUUCAUUUCUUCUGAACAUUAGUAAUAUUAUUGUAACGAAUUAAUGUAAUCAUCGGCACCGCCUGCUUUUAAGGGACUACGUAGCGUGUACACACGUUUGAGCUUCUGUAGAAUUACAUAUAUUAAGGAUAAGCUUAGAAGUUUCGUCUGAUCGCAUUUUGUGCUUAAAUUCAAUGAUCCGUCUCUUAAUGUUCGAUUACUAUGAUCGUUGGACGGUUCGCGAUGAAGAAAUGUUGUGAUUCGAUUUAGAGUAAAUAACGUAAAAAAAAAAAAAAAGAAAAAGAAAGAAUUAUUAUAUACUCGUCUCGAGAUAUUUAUAUACAUAUGGUAUACAAA
Bombus terrestris (buff-tailed bumblebee) is the source of this 7040-nucleotide messenger RNA. RefSeq lists its product as uncharacterized. Bases 761 to 1738 code for a protein of 325 amino acids. The transcript has 6 exons. Lineage: Eukaryota; Metazoa; Arthropoda; Insecta; Hymenoptera; Apidae. The record is from RefSeq and is a predicted model, not a curated record.